CGUAAUGGUGCCGGUUCGACGCCGCCACCCAUCACGCUUACGCUUCGACAAAGGAGAAGAAAUACGGUGGGAACUGAAGCAGCACCCUCAUUUAUACCCUCAUCAACCAGUGCUCCCGUACGACUCUCCGAAAUGGCUGUCAACGGACGACAUUCACCGGCUUCGAAGAAGCUACCGCCGCUACCGGCCGAGACAGCUAUGCCAGCGGCGUCAGUCAUUGGUACUCGGAGGAAGUGGCUCCCUGGAUUUUCAAGGGGCAGCAGCAGCUUGAGGAACAGGGCCAAUUAGAAGCUGCGCUCUGCAUCAUGAAAGAAAGCAAAGGCCGCAAGCGGAUACCAAAAUCACCACAAUCACUAUCACGAAAGAUUCUUUUUUUCUUUGUCAUUGUAUUAACACAGGAUAUGUCAGCAUUAUAAUGAAUCAGAGUAUGCAUUAUUCUGAGACUCUAUCCAUGCGCCUCGACGGGCACCUUUUCUUUACCUUUUCUUUGCCUUGCCUCUUAUCCUCUUAUGUUGUAGCAAACAGCCAUGGAGCGUAAGAGACUUGGCCCACCAUCACAUUCUCUUCAUUUUCCUUUUUUGUCUCUUGACUUUUUGACUUUUGGUCCUUUCGUCUUCUUCUUUUAGCCACAUAGCAAGCAUCGCACGAGGAGUCGGAAGCGUGUACUACAUGUGUGUAUUUUUUCUUCUUUUUUUGGUUCAUGAUGCAUGACGAGGGAAAGCAAAAGUGAGGCCUUCGCAGGUACUCGGUUAUGAUUUUUGACUUUUGUGUGAUUUGUUUACGGAUUGAUGAGAUAUAUAAUCUACAAUAUAAUUUUACCUUUUUUAUUCUCUAC
Messenger RNA from Trichoderma atroviride IMI 206040, 835 nucleotides. Lineage: Eukaryota; Fungi; Ascomycota; Sordariomycetes; Hypocreales; Hypocreaceae. The record is from RefSeq and is a predicted model, not a curated record.